AUGUGUGGUGUUUGGACUACGCCUAGUGAUAUGUUCAAACAUCUCGAAACUACUGAACACAAACUAGCAUACUUGUUCCGCAAUUAUAAAAUGUAUCAUCAAACAGUUGUUUCGGAGACGAACUCUGUUGUAAGAUCCGCUAUGCUUUCGCAGUUUGCCAUUCAGAUUUGGAAGAUGGAAAAGCCACCAGGAGUGGUCUCGAACCGCUUACGUUCUUUGCUGGAUCGUGCAACAAUUGAGCGAAUAUGGCCUGAACAUAAGGAUGUUCUUGAUCAUACUUGGAAGGAUGACAGUAGGACAGUUGGACGCAUGGAUGUUCCUCCACCUGUAUCGAAAUCAGCGAUGAUGUUUCCUCCUGAUGAUUCGAAGAAUAAAGUAAUUAAGAAGGAGCCGAAAGACGACUACACAAGUAAUGGCGAUAGGCGCAGUAGCCACUCAAAGGACAAGGACAAGAGGAGCUCAGAAAGAAGUGGCACCCGCUCUUCUUCAACUAAGGACAAAGAAAAGAGCAGAAGCGACAAAGAAAGUAGCCGAUCCUCCAAAUCCAACGACAAGGACAGAUCUGAUAGAAGUGACCAUCGCUCAUCAUCAAGUAGAGACAGGCCGAGAGAAACAGAC
This is a messenger RNA of Cooperia oncophora, 618 nucleotides long. Lineage: Eukaryota; Metazoa; Nematoda; Chromadorea; Rhabditida; Trichostrongylidae. The record is from the annotation of a GenBank genome assembly.